Molecule: messenger RNA, 2718 nt
Organism: Aspergillus saccharolyticus JOP 1030-1
Lineage: Eukaryota; Fungi; Ascomycota; Eurotiomycetes; Eurotiales; Aspergillaceae
Exons: 4
Coding region: 1-2718 (905 amino acids)
Source: RefSeq, a predicted model, not a curated record
AUGGACUCUUCGUCGCAGAUGAGUUCAGAAAUGUCAUGGUUGAAUGACGCAUCACCAUUAUCAAUGACACCGAGAACUGCAACACCUCAGACGCCUCAGCGAUCGAGAGCCGAUACGCCCGAAAACGAACCCAGCGCGCCACUUGUCAACCCUUCCUCAGGUUUACUACAAGAUUUGUUGAAAGAGCAGCGCGCAAGUCGAAGUUCUAAAGGUGGAUCGGACGAACACAAGCAAUGCAAUCCUCGGACACCCGAGCGGCGUCGUCCGAAAGUCCUGUCCCCAUCCCAGUCGCCUGCGCGAUCACACGCACAGUCACAGACACAGUCUCGAGGUCAAUCCUGGGAAGAGGUUGGCUCUGACAAACAGCGCAGGGUUCAUAGUGUGGCCUCGUCAGGUACACGACAACCAAAUGACAUGGGGGUAAGAGAGAUGGGAGAGUAUGUCUCGAAAAUCAACAAGCAGAACUUUGACCUGAAACUUGAGAUCUUCCAUCGUGUACAGCAGGUGACGGCACUGGAGAAGAAGCUACAAAGAAUGGAAGAGAUGGAGGAAGAACUUCAGCGUCUGCGCUGCUUGGAAGAGGAAGUGCAGGAACUUCGCGAGGCGGAAGCUGAUAACCAGCGGCUGCGGGAAUCGAAUGAGGAAUUGAGGCAAGAGAUCGACCGAAGGGAUCACGCGAUAACAGAGGCCGUGAGCAUGAUCUGUCUUUUGGAAAGCAAGGUGACAGAACUGCAAGCUGGCGAGGAUUCAUCGAGACCUUCGACGGCUCGACCAGAUGAGGAGGAUUCCACGACUCCUAAGCAGAAAGUUGUCGUUCAGAUCCCGGACAGAACAUCGUCGAAAGGCAGCACCGACCCAUCCGCAACUCACCGAAAAACAUCCGUUUCUCAUCAACUUCAAAGAGCACCGUCAUUCUUGCGCGACGGAAGAGAAGAUCCAGCUGCACUUCAGAGCUUCUGUGAGCCGUCCGAAGACCAGGCUCAUGCUGCGAUGACUGAAAUCACAAAAUCGGAAAGUUUGCAGUCAAUCAAUGACCCCCUUGACCCGGAAUCGCCUAGACUUAGUGCUCUCAGUGAAUGCAGCGAACUCUUUCCCCUUGGAUCAGAUGGUGAUGUUGUUGGAUUCGACCAGCUGGCGAUCCCCGUCAUCAGGAAGGAUUUUGCAGCAGAUGGCUCAGAAUUAUCUGACCUCAGUGGUUCCCGGAGUAGAGACCGUAUCGAAUCAUGGGUUUCACCACCACAUGACGUCUUUGUGGAUGAAGCGUCGCGGUGUACCACGCAGUCGUCCAUUUCACAGGGACCCAAAAAGACGAGUUUCGACAGCGACUCUUACGGUUCUAGUCAAAAGACACACACCGACAGCGUCUUCGGAACGUCAAAAUUGCCGCCUACACCGGAUACAAUGAGUACUGCAUAUGUCGCAGGCACGAGUUGCUCUAAUGGCAGUAUCAUUGCAGAGAAAAGUCAUUACGACCAAGGUGUCGCAUUAGGCCUCAUGCUUCGGCGCCCACGUUCUGCGGAUGAAUUAACUACCAAGAGAAGUUCAUGCCAGAGCAUCGAAAGUGACAAGGCUUUGGCGAAUGUGAGCGAUGUCACGCUGCCACGACAGAGCACGGACGGGGGAGACAUGACCCCGACCUUAUUUCCCCUAAACUACAUCACUUCCCGAGAUGAUCGGCUGUUCAAUCAGGACUCUCUCAACAAGAUCAGUCUUGGCCAUUAUGGUGGCAGUGCGUUGUAUAAUGAAGAUAGCCUGGAAAAGGUCCUUUCCAAGAUCGACAAGAAUCUUUACCAGGCGAAGCCGUCCAGAUCGAUUGAAGAACUUUCGGCCCCCUUAUCAGCGUCGCCGCCAUUGACUUCUCAAGAAUGGGUUGAUGCAGCCAAACUUGCCCCCCGGGGUGAGAAGUCACAGCCUGAGUUGAAUCUGGGACCUAUCACGCUGGACUCUCGUCUACUCGUUGCGCGCGCACCUAGCCAGGCGUCUUUUCUCGGCCGCAGGCACAGUAUCGACUCGGGCUUCAGAGAAGCGGACGUGCCUAGAAUCCCUACGCUUGAUUUGCAGUCAUUAGACCCAAGACCGCAUCCCGAACCAGAUACAGAGCGUCGUAAGCGCAUCAGCCUACGGCCACUGUUUGGUCGCUCAGGAAACGCUCGUCGCCUCCAGACCACUCCUUUACACGACCAAACAGAUAGUGACGAGGGAGCACCUGCGCCCGUCAUCCACAAAACACGCAACACCGCCCCAAGCAGGCCGCCGCGAGUAAAGCAACACUCAGAAGGUCAUCGUGAUUUGUCCGCAUCCAUGCCAACCUACGCAGAUGGGAUGGCGGACGAGGCUCGCCGCACUCUCCCCCAUUCUUUCACCGAGUCAUCAUUCACAAGCAACCAAGCACUCAAGCCGCUGGCCGCCAGCAACAAGGACCACAAGAGACGGAGUUCCCUCGGACUGUUCGGCUGGAUGAAAGGGUCUAGCAAGAAGCCCGAGCCGCUCCAUUCACCGGUCAAGCAUGCCAUGCCUCCCAGUGGGAUCUUGAAAGACAGACCCACUCGCAUGGCCCAGGAGUUUGGAACCCAAGCUCACCACGAGCCCGCUAGAAAUCUCGACACGCCCACAGUGAGCUUUGCUCUGGAUGCGAGAUCUAGAGGCUCCGUUCGCUCUGACGAGGAAGAUCCUGCGCGACGGCCGCGCUAUAUGGACCGCAAAUCUCGUCGAGGCUGA